Molecule: messenger RNA, 1254 nt
Organism: Huiozyma naganishii CBS 8797
Lineage: Eukaryota; Fungi; Ascomycota; Saccharomycetes; Saccharomycetales; Saccharomycetaceae
Product: type II protein arginine methyltransferase
Exons: 1
Coding region: 1-1254 (417 amino acids)
Source: RefSeq, a predicted model, not a curated record
AUGGAAUUCACAGUAAUUAGGGAUGCAGACUGGCAAGUUGUUGCUGAAGGGAUGAGAACAAUGCAGUUAAAGCCUGCGAUCCGAAUUAUUAGUAGCUGGAAACGGUUCUCCACACUGCCGUGCGGCGUGCGACCGGACGGUGGGGUUCACCCUGGGCAGAGGUCGAGUUCUGAGGUCAUCUUCCGUGAGUAUGUCGAGAAGUUGAACAAGCCGCGUGUGAUGGUGAGGAACCGAACAUUUGAGCCGAGAUACACUCACCGAGAGUGGAAGGUGCUGAGACCUUACGAACAAGUUAUCGGCUCUUGUUUGGCCAAAUGGCUCUGGGUGAACUAUCAGAUAAACGACUUUCCGUAUUACGAUCUCAAUAUAGUGCAAGUAUUCACUGACUUGAGGGCCUGUACUUCGAUGUGCAAAUCGAUAAUGACGUUCUUUGAGAAGAAACUCUCUAAGAACCAUUUCGAGAAAAUUCAUUACAUCUUGGUCCCACUGUACAAGCUAGACAAGAUCCCCAGUGCCAUCAUGGAUGGCAUUCCAGGGCAUGUUGAGUUGGUAAACGAUAUCAAAAAAUCACCCUUCCAUAAAACGGGAGGUAAACUUGGUGCGUUGCAAUCCCUGGAAAACUGGAUCCAGGACCCAGUCUACGUUCUCUUUCUGAACGAUAUUUUGAGAAAUAUAGCCCACGACUUGGUGAGGUUUGGAGAUCGCGGUUGGGAGCAAUGCUACGUUUGUCUUGACAACGAUGGUCAGCCGAGGGAUUACCAAUUUCACGAGAAUCCGGAUCCUCUGUGCCAAAGGACACUGGAUACAAUUUUUGAAAGUGGGUCCAUGGGAUACCCAACACAGAAUGUGUACGUACCGUCGCAGCUCAUCCAAUUAUUUGACGUCAUGCAAAGUCUGAUACCAGAGUACCGUCUCUUUGCCAUUGACCAUGACCCUACGGCCACUCGCACCGGCUACACCAGGUGGUUGCAAGACAUAAUAUAUGGUACGUUGAAAACGACCCCGGGUCCCCUCGAAACUUUACUUGAGGGGGGCCACAAAUUACCAAUACAGUUCCAGCCAGACUUCAAAUUCCUCAACAGCCUCUAUACGAACCUCGAGAACUCUAAAUUCGCCAACAAGAUGUGCGAGGUAACAUUUCUGCGCCAUUUUGUCAACGAUUGGACGGAUACAAGCGCGAGUCAGUCCUCGCAGAUGCAAGAGCAAUACAAAAGUCUCCAGGGAAGCCCGCUCACCGUGUUACAGGCCGCCUGA